GGUCGAAAGAGCAUCACAACCAUUUGUCCAGGAAGUCUUUGCCACGCCACAGAGAUGUUGGAUUGGAUGUCUGUCGCCCCGAGUGGGUUGAGCGCUUUUGCCGGAACAGUAUUACUUGCGCUGAUCUACUCAGCGACGACCGUCGGGUAUAACUUGUACCUCCACCCUCUUGCCAAAUACCCUGGACCGAAAGUAAGAGCUGCGUCCGGAUGGCCAUAUUUUCUGGAUCUCAUUCGCGGCAACUCACCGCAAUACAUGCUCGAGCUGCACGACCAAUAUGGCCCAGUCGUCCGGGUUGCCCCGAAUGAGCUCAUCUUCAAUCGUCCUCAGGCCUUCAAGGACAUAUAUGGUCGCAAAGCUGGACAAAAAGAGCUCAGGAAGGAUGAAAUGUAUGCCAGCGGGAUGGGCGAACCGACGCUGCUAUACUGCGACGAAACUUAUCACUCCUACAUUCGAAAGUUGAUGGCUCCAGGUUUCUCCGAGAGUGCGCUCAGGAAACAGGAGACCGUGGUUCAAAGUCGUCUUGCGUUGUUGAUUUGCAAGCUUCACGAAGAAGGUCAAGACGGGCACGCCUCGAUUGAUCUUAUGAAAUGGGUCAACUUCUUCAUAUUCGACGUCGUCGGGCAUCUUACGUAUGGAGAUUCUUUCGAAUGCAUCACAUCGUCGGCCUUACAUCCCUGGAUCACCAAGUUCACAGGGCUAGGCAGACCCAUGGCCUACGCUCAAGCCUCGCAAAGAUUGCCGAGAUUCCUUCGCCUUCCGUUCCUGGCCUUGAUGCUUGACAGGAGUUUGCUGUCAGACCGCAAGUUCCUCUAUAAGACAAGCGAGAAGGCAAAGGUACAAGCUCGUAUCGCCAAAGAAUCGCCCAUUCCGGAUUUCAUGGGCACUCUGAUCGAGUCUCACAAGGACGGCAAAAUGACCGCGCUCCAGCUGAACUCCAAUGCCGUGUUUCUCAUGGCAGCAGGAACGGAGACCUUGGUCACCUCGGUCGUUCAUACCAUCUUUCGGUUGUUAACGAAUAAGCAUGCCUUGCUCAAGCUCACCCAGGAGAUCCGUUCAACAUUUACAACCUCGGAGGACAUCACCAUGACAGGAGUCAACAAAUGCAGGUAUCUUCUAGCUUGCCUCGACGAGAGUUUGAGGAUCCAAGCUCCAUCUCCGGUAACUCACCCUCGAUUUACGCCUACCGAAGGUAUCACCAUCGAUGGUCAUUUCGUGCCUGGAAACAUGGCUGUAGGUGUACCGAUACACGCGGCUUGUAGGAGUUCCGUCAACUUCCACGACCCGGACACGUACGCCCCAGAGCGGUGGACAGGGGAGGAUCGCCGGUAUAUCAAUGACUCCAAGGACGCGGCUAUGAUAUUCUCAGUGGGCCCAAGGGACUGUCUCGGUCGUAGCAUUGCCAUGAUCGGGCUGAAACUUGUGAUCGCGCGGCUGAUCUGGCACUUUGACAUUGAGCAAUGUUUCCCGGACGACUGGGCAGAGCAGAAGGUGUACCUUGUGUGGGAGAAGUCACCUCUGAUGGUUAAGCUCCAUCCGGUGAAGAGGUAG
Messenger RNA from Zymoseptoria tritici IPO323, 1551 nucleotides. RefSeq names its product putative P450 monooxygenase (gene CYP-64). The transcript is spliced from 7 exons. Gene Ontology annotation, molecular function: oxidoreductase activity, acting on paired donors, with incorporation or reduction of molecular oxygen; monooxygenase activity; heme binding. The record is from RefSeq and is a predicted model, not a curated record. Lineage: Eukaryota; Fungi; Ascomycota; Dothideomycetes; Mycosphaerellales; Mycosphaerellaceae. The coding region runs from base 55 to 1551 and encodes 498 amino acids.